Molecule: messenger RNA, 3720 nt
Organism: Anopheles coluzzii
Lineage: Eukaryota; Metazoa; Arthropoda; Insecta; Diptera; Culicidae
Exons: 5
Coding region: 104-3442 (1112 amino acids)
Biological process (GO): dephosphorylation
Molecular function (GO): alkaline phosphatase activity
Source: RefSeq, a predicted model, not a curated record
CUGAACCCAGUUCACCACCGCACGCCCUAGAGUUAAUAUCGGUGGCGUAAAUCGCGGCACUGGUUUAUAGCUGCUGUCUUUAAUCACAUUUUCAGUCGUAAAAAUGGCCAGCCCGGUGAGAUGUGCAGUGUUUUUGUUAAUAGCGCUGAGUGCAACCAGCCUCUCCGCAAGGGGAGAGAGCACUCCAAGGGAACCAGGCCAACAGCAUCCUCGUUCCGAUCGGCGAGUCUUCCAGAGCGUCCCAAUAUACGAUAAGCAAGAGGAGGAAUCGGAAUACUGGCGCACCGUAGCACAGCGUUCGUUGCAGCAUCAGGCAGCACAUCCGAGGAGCGAACGCAAAGCAAAGAAUGUGGUGUACUUCAUCGGUGAUGGCAUGGGGCUGUCGACGGUCGCCGCCGCCAGGAUGUAUCUGGGCAACGAAAACAUGUACCUUUCGUUCGAAAAGUUCCCGUACUUUGGACUCGCCAAAACGUACUGCGUCAAUCGCCAGGUGGCCGAUUCGGCCUGUACCGCCACCGCCUACCUUUCGGGGGUGAAGAUCAACUACGGUAUGCUGAAUGUGGCGGCCAGCGUGAAACGGUCCAGCUGCGAGUACGAUCGCAAUGCGACCGAGUUUAAGGGUCUGCUCGAGUGGGCACAGCAGGCGGGCAAAGCGACGGGAAUCGUAACGACAACCCGCAUAACGCAUGCCACCCCGGGCGGUACGUACGCUAGCAGCGCUGAUCGUGACUGGGAAGAUGAUACCGAAGUGAAUAACGAUUGUCCGACGACACGGCAGGAGGACAAACCGGUCGAUAUUGCUACCCAGCUCGUGUAUGGUAGCGUUGGAAAGAACCUCAAAGUAGCGCUCGGUUGUGGACGUCGGCAUUUUAUUCCUGCCGACGUGAAGGAUGAGGACGGUAAGGCGGGCAAGCGCUCCGAUGGUGUGAACCUGAUCGAGGCGUGGAAGGAAGUUCAUGCCGACAUCGGUGAGGCACAGUACGUGUCGGACAAGAAGAGUCUGUUGGAGGCGGCCAAGAGCAAGAAGCUGGACUAUCUGCUCGGACUGUUCGACAGCAGCCACUGUUUGUACAAUCUGGAGAUCGACGAUCAGAAGCUGGGUGAUGUGAAACCGAAGCUAACGGAUAUGGUAGACGCGGCACUGUCCAUGCUGGAGGACAGCAAGCAAGGUUACGUACUGUUUGUGGAAGGUGGACUGAUCGAUACGGCACAUCACUCGAACCGACCGCGUCUUUCGCUGGAGGAAACGAUAGAGUUUCACAAAGCGAUCGAACUGGCCCGCACUCGAACGAGCGAGGAGGAUACGCUGAUCGUGGUGUCGUCGGAUCAUAGCCACACGCUGAUGUACAAUGGAUAUCCGACCCGUGGCAACGACAUACUGGGCAUCGGGGACAUCAGCGAUAAGGAUGGUCUACCGUACACCACGCUCAGCUACGCCAACGGUGAAGGGUUCUACCAGACGUACGCCGAUGGCAACCCGUCCAAGCGGCUCGACGUAACCGGGUACGACUUUAGCGACUAUCGACAGCGCUAUCUGGCCACCGUGCCACUAUCAUCGGAAACGCACGGUGGCGAAGACGUCGGCGUGUAUGCAAGCGGCCCCGGUGCCCAUCUGUUCGGUGGCAGCACGGAACAAAACGUGAUACCGCUGCUGAUAGCGUACGCCGCCAACAUUGGCGAUGAGUUCGGGUGGGUGACGAGCACCGUACCGGACGAUGACAAUGCUGCCAGCCUGCAGUCGAUGUCUCAGCUUCUGCCCAUGUGUCUGGCGGUGGUUUGUGCAUUCGCCCGGCAGCUGUACCGGGUGGUGCUGGAGUAUCUUCCUGCUCGUGAGCCUGAUGGUCACUCUAGACGCGGAAAGGAUGGUUCGUUCAAGUCCGGUGCGGCUUCUUCCCGCUCGCAAACCCCCCAGGUGCAAGGUUUCCAGGAACGUGAGCUUGAAACCGACUACUGGCUCGAGCAGGCUCAGCAAACGCUCGCCCAGAAAUUGGCCACCCCGCACAACACGGACCACGCCAAGAACGUGAUCUUCUUCAUCGGUGACGGUAUGUCUUCGCAAACGGUGGCCGCCACGCGCAUGUACCUUGGCAACGAGGCCAACUUCCUAUCGUUCGAGAACUUCAAGGACCUCGGCUCGGUUCGCACGUAUUGCGUCAAUCGACAGGUGUCAGAUUCGUCCUGUACUGCUACCGCCUACCUAUCCGGGGUGAAGAUCAACUACGGCAUGGUAAAUAUUGCGGCCUCUGUUGACCGGUACGCCUGCGAGUACGAUCGCAAUGCGUCCGAUUUCGAGGGACUGCUCAAGUGGGCACAGGAUGCGGGCAAGAGUACGGGCAUCGUCACGACCACGAAGAUUACACACGCAACACCGGCCGGAGCGUACGCGAGCAGUGCAAACAGGUACUGGGAGAAUGACGUCGAGGUAGCAUCGUCCGAUUGUGAUCCGUCCCGUGUGGACGACAUUGCCGAGCAGCUGGUGGAUAAAGAGGUGGCACAGCGGUUCAACGUGGUGCUGGGAGGUGGUCGAGGUAAUCUUCUUCCGAAGGAAACGAUGGAUGAGGAAGGUAAGCCUGGGUACCGCGAGGAUGGUAAGAACUUGAUCGAACAGUGGAAACAAACGCACGAGACGAUGGGACGCUCCCAGUACGUGUGGAACCGGGAGCAGCUGAUGUCGGUCGACACUGCCAACACGGACUAUUUGCUCGGGCUGUUCGAGAGCGGUCACAUGAAGUACAACCUCGAGCUGAAGGAUAAUAGUGAGGCGAGCCGAAUGGAACCGACCCUGGAGGAUAUGACACGGAAGGCGAUCGAGCUGCUGCAGCGGAACAAGAAUGGGUACGUGCUGUUCGUGGAAGGAGGACUGAUCGAUGUAGCUCACCACGAAACCUGGGCUCGGUUGGCGCUGGACGAAACGGCCGAAAUGGCGAAGGCUAUCGAUACGGCGCGCAAAAUGACCAGCGAGCAGGAUACGUUGAUCGUCGUUAGCUCGGAUCAUUCCCACACGAUGACGUACAAUGGAUAUCCGAAACGUGGUAAUGACAUCCUCGGACUUGGUGACAUCAGUGAUGAGGACCUCCUGCCCUACACCACUCUUAGCUACGCCAAUGGGCUGUCGUACUACACGACCUACACCGAGGAAAACCAUGCCAUCCGAGCGGAUCCUUCAAACUACGAUUACAAGCAGACAGAUAUGCGGUACAUGGCAAUGGUACCAAUGGAUGCGGAAACGCACGGUGGCGAUGAUGUUGGGGUCUGGGCGUCGGGCCCAAUGUCGCACCUGUUCCGGGGCGUUUACGAACAGAACACCAUCCCGUACCUGAUCUCGUACAUCGCCCAGAUCGGUGACUAUUACGAAGAGUCCGACUCUGGCGCCGGCCAACCAUUAGCCGUGUGCCUGUCACUCCUUCUAGGCUGUUCCAUUGCCGCGCUAAUGAGGCGAUAAUUAAUCCUCCUGUCCUAUUGGUAACAAUGAUCGGCCAUCUGUCAACGAGGGGGAGUUACCAUUUGAUCGAUGUAAUACAACGACGUAACGUAGCGCCCGCACAGAAGCGUUUGACCAUUGGGGGAAUUCUUUUAGAUUACGCUCGAUAAGGGGGACCACCGGCUUAUCAGAAGUGUUGGGGUUUUUAAUUGUAAAUAGUUGUCUAGGCGUAGGUGUACCGCGUGCCUCAAGGCUCUUGAUGAAGUGAAUAAAUAUAUAUCAGUUAUUGAUACCCUUAA